UCGCCUCCAAGCCCCAAACUUGUUUCCGAUUGCGCCUCAUUCCCAAUCGGACAUGGGGUCGCUGCUUUUCCCUCCUUCCACCAGCACGCUCGACUCCUUGUUUUCUCCCAAUCCAAUACAAGUUCAUCCUCCUAUGUCUGAGGAUCUUGAAUCAAGAAAAAUUAUAGAUGAGAUUGACAAUCAAGAAGAUAUUGUACCGGCUAAUGAUGUUAGUCAUGGCAGUGGAGGGAGACCUUUUGUUGGAAUGCAAUUUCCUACGGAUGAUGAUGCUGUUAGGUUUUAUAAGGAAUAUGCUAUGAGAAUGGGAUUCAGCAUUCGAAAGGAAUCAGCCAAGAGAUCGAGGCCAGAUCAACCUAUUACUAGAAGAUAUUUGGUUUGUUACAGGGCGGCUUACAAAAGAAAGCCUGAGAAUGGAAGGGCCAAGAAACGUAUCCAUGAAAAUGAGGAAGGUUGUCAGGCUCGGAUGGCUAUUCAUUUGAAGGAUGGAGCAUGGAUCAUCAAGCAAUUCUUUGACGAGCAUAAUCAUGAGAUGGUUUCUUGUCCAAAGAGAUCAAGGAAAUUGGCGUCUCAUAAUAACAAGCAGCAUCUCCGACCAUCUGCUAGGGAGUUCACGGAUGAAUAUAGCCAAGCAAGAUGCAGUCCGUUGAAAACUGCAGGGGUUUUAAAUGCCUCGUCAAAAGAGAACGACAGGGUUACCCCCCUAGAGGCAUGGAAUCUUCGAAAAGCCUUGGAUGAGGUGUGUGAGAGAGCAAUCAAGGAUCGUGUUCUUUACAAUACUACUAUUGUAAUACUGGAGGACUUAAUGAAGAAACUUGGUAUCAUUGAGACGACUCGAGAUGGGCCUUCUGUGGAGCAGCAUGAGCAAGUUUCUAGCACUCAAGUCAUCUCGGAGGGUGUACCCUCAACUAAUUUAACAAUUUGGGAUCCAGAAAAGGCUAACAGCGAAGGAAGACCAAAGGAAUCUACGAGGAUUCCAUUGGUUGAAGAAGUCUUGCAAGCUGAAGCUCAAAAAAGGCCUAGGACUUGUGGUGUGUGCCAUGAUAAAGGUCACAACAGUAGGACUUGUCUAGUUGUUAAAGAAAGAGCAAAAGAAAAUGUAUAAUAUCCAAAUAAACACUUAAGUUUUUGGAGGGUUGGACCUGCUCUUUUGUGUUUUCUUUUUAAUUUUGAGCUCCUGAUUAGUCUUGUUAAAGUGUCUGUGAGCAGGAUAUCUACUGGAUAAGGUAAUAUUU
Molecule: messenger RNA, 1232 nt
Organism: Rubroshorea leprosula
Lineage: Eukaryota; Viridiplantae; Streptophyta; Magnoliopsida; Malvales; Dipterocarpaceae
Source: the annotation of a GenBank genome assembly